Molecule: messenger RNA, 951 nt
Organism: Neogale vison (American mink)
Lineage: Eukaryota; Metazoa; Chordata; Mammalia; Carnivora; Mustelidae
Gene: TNNT3
Product: troponin T3, fast skeletal type
Exons: 16
Coding region: 145-924 (259 amino acids)
Biological process (GO): muscle contraction; sarcomere organization; regulation of muscle contraction
Cellular component (GO): troponin complex
Molecular function (GO): tropomyosin binding; troponin C binding; troponin I binding
Source: RefSeq, a predicted model, not a curated record
CAAGGCCAGAGUGCUGGCCUCCACCCUGUCCCUGCGUGUCCCUCACACCCCCAGUCCUAGGAGCUCACCCCUUCCAGCACCUCCAGACCGAGGCCAUUCUGAUUCUGGUCCCGUUCCUUCCCCUGCAGAAAGCACCCCGCCACCAUGUCUGACGAGGAAGUUGAACAGGUCGAGGAGCAGUGCGAGGAGGAAGAGGAGGCCCAGGAGGAAGAAGUCCAUGAGGAAGUCCACGAACCAGAGGAGGUCCAAGAAGAGGAGAAGCCAAGACCCAGACUCACUGCUCCUAAGAUCCCGGAAGGGGAGAAAGUGGACUUUGAUGACAUCCAGAAGAAGCGUCAGAACAAGGACCUCAUGGAGCUGCAGGCUCUCAUCGACAGCCACUUCGAGGCGCGGAAGAGGGAGGAGGAAGAGCUGAUCGCCCUCAAGGAGAGAAUUGAGAAGCGCCGCGCAGAGCGAGCGGAGCAGCAGAGGAUCCGUGCCGAGAAGGAGCGGGAGCGCCAGAACCGGCUGGCGGAGGAGAAAGCGCGCAGGGAGGAGGAGGACGCCAAGCGGAGGGCGGAGGACGACCUGAAGAAGAAGAAGGCCCUGUCCUCCAUGGGCGCCAACUACAGCAGCUACCUGGCCAAGGCCGACCAGAAGAGAGGCAAGAAGCAGACGGCGCGGGAGAUGAAGAAGAAGGUGCUGGCUGAGAGGCGCAAGCCGCUCAACAUCGACCACCUCAGCGAGGACAAGCUGAGGGACAAGGCCAAGGAGCUCUGGGACACCCUCUACCAACUGGAGACCGAAAAGUUCGAGUUUGGGGAGAAGCUGAAGCGCCAGAAGUAUGACAUCAUCAACCUCAGGAGCCGCAUCGAUCAGGCCCAGAAGCACAGCAAGAAGGCCGGGGCCCCGGCCAAGGGCAAAGUCGGCGGACGCUGGAAGUGAAACAGCCAGAGAAGGUUCCAGAGGCAG